This is a messenger RNA of Echinococcus granulosus, 1059 nucleotides long. Its product is annotated as Glutaminyl-peptide cyclotransferase-like protein. Gene Ontology annotation, molecular function: glutaminyl-peptide cyclotransferase activity; zinc ion binding. The transcript is spliced from 7 exons. Bases 1 to 1059 code for a protein of 352 amino acids. The record is from RefSeq and is a predicted model, not a curated record. NCBI's taxonomy places the organism in Eukaryota, Metazoa, Platyhelminthes, Cestoda, Cyclophyllidea, Taeniidae.
AUGUUGAGUAGUAAGGUUAUACUACUUGUCUGCGCACUUCUGGUUUGUCUUUACUCAUUAAUUUUCGAUAGAAACAAUUCCAAGUGCUCCGCUCCCACAGAUCCCGGGUACAUUUUCAAACAUAUGUUGACUUUUCGAGAUGUUACAGCUCUCAGUGGGAGAUUAAGCAUGCAACGCUUUGGGUAUAUUCUAAGCAAAAUCAAUAUUAUUCGCCCGAUUGGAACUGCGAACCACACAUUAGUCAGAGAGUUCAUUAGUAAGGAGCUUAGUGAGAGUGGUUGGACAGUUAAAUUGGAUACGUUUUCGGAAUCCACAGUGAUUGGAAAUAGGACUUUUGCAAACAUUGUAGCUGUCAAUAGACCGCAUGCGUCCCGCCGCAUUAUUUUGUCUUGCCAUUAUGAAUCAAAGCUGAUGCACAACUUUUAUGGAACCAUUGAUUCAGCUGUUCCCUGUUCAAUCAUUGUAAAUAUUGCUGAAAGUCUCAUCAGACUCUUCCAGUCAUCAAAAAGUGACACUACCGUUCAGCUGGUAUUCUUUGACGGUGAAGAGGCCUUUAGGGAAUGGACAGACACCGACUCCCUUUAUGGCUCGCGUCACCUCGCUGCGCAGAUGGCCCAAGCUGAUUCACAGGGCUGUAACGAAAUUAGCCAAAUUGAUUUGUUCGUUCUUUUGGAUUUGAUAGGUGCCGCCCACCACCCCUUUCCUCGUUAUCCGCACUGCGACCCUCGGUUUUAUGACAUGCUCCGCGACAUAGAACGCCUCUUAAAGCCCUUCUUUCUCUUGGGAUCGCAAAGCCCUGAGGAUAGACGGAAGCCCUCCUACUUUUCUUCAACUAUUCAUCCGGGGAUCCUGGAUGAUCACACACCAUUCCUCAGUAAAGGUGUACCAGUCCUUCACUUGGUCCCCGCUCCCUUUCCUCCACAGUGGCACGACGUUAGCGACACAAUCGACAACAUUGACUUUGAGGCAAUUCACGACAUACAGCUCGUGAUAGCCACUUUUCUUUGUCAGUUUCUUCAAGUUCCACCCAACUCGAUCGAAAAUUUUCUUACUAUGUGA